Messenger RNA from Colossoma macropomum (tambaqui), 1968 nucleotides. Its product is annotated as zinc finger protein 239-like. The record is from RefSeq and is a predicted model, not a curated record. Bases 368 to 1396 code for a protein of 342 amino acids. NCBI's taxonomy places the organism in Eukaryota, Metazoa, Chordata, Actinopteri, Characiformes, Serrasalmidae. The transcript has 4 exons.
UAGUAUAACGGUGGUUCUUCAAAGACGAUAAGGAGAGAAGAAGAGCUCUGCGGUAUUAGAGGGAAACAGGAGCUGAUCUGAUAACUCACUCUUACAGAAAUAGAGAGAAACAGGGGCUGAUUUGCUGACGAAAUGGAGAGAAACAGGAGCUGAUCUGCUGAAGGUUUUACUUUGGCUUUGCUUCCCCCUCUACAGGUUAGUUGUGACAUCACCCAACUCCUGUAAGAAAACAGACCCCUGGGCCACCAUUUCACUGAAAUCAAGAAAGAUCUCCUGCUCCUAGUGACGACUUUCCUGCAAAUUUCAAAUUAAUGUCCACAAACACAUCAUGAAACUGCUGAAAUAAGGAAAUACUGAAUGUGAGAAUAUGGUAUCCAGAAGAUCCGGUAUUCAGAAAACAUCUGCUGCUCUCCACUUGAAGACAACUCACAGACCACCAAAAAAGAUCACUGACAAAAAAAGAACUCACCACUGCUCAGAGUGUGUACAGAGUUUUACUUCACGGAGUAAUCUCCAAACACACCAGCGUAUUCACACAGGAGAGAAACCAUAUCACUGCUCAGACUGUGGAAAGAGUUUUACUGUACAGAGUCAUCUCCAAGCACACCAGCGCGUUCACACAGGAGAGAAACCUUAUCACUGCUCAGAGUGUGGACAGAGGUUUACUGUACAGUGUAGUCUUCAAACACACCAGCGUAUUCACACAGGAGAGAAACCAUAUCACUGCUCAGACUGUGGAAAGAGUUUUACUAUACAGAGUAAUCUGCGAACACACCAGCGCAUUCACACAGGAGAGAAACCGUAUCACUGCUCAGACUGUGGAAAGAGUUUUACUGUACCGAGUCAUCUUCAAAGACACCAGUGCAUUCACACAGGAGAGAAACCGUAUUGCUGCUCAGAGUGUGGAAAGAGUUUUACUCUAUGGAGUCAUGUCAAAAUACACCAGCGCAUUCACACAGGAGAGAAACCGUAUCACUGCUUUGAGUGUGGACAGAGUUUUAGAGUAAGUAGUUCCCUUAAGACACACCAGCGCAUUCACUCAGGGGAGAAACCUUAUCACUGCUCUCAGUGUGGGAAGAGCUUUAGUCAAAAGAAUAAUCUCCAGUCACACCAGCGCAUUCACACAGGAGUGAAACCGUAUCACUGCUUUGAGUGUGGACAGAGUUUUACAGUAAGUAGUAACCUUAAGACACAUCAGCGCAUUCACACAGGAGAGAAACCGUAUCACUGCUCGGAGUGUGGAAAGAGUUUUACUACACUGAGUAAUCUCCAAUCACACCAGUACAUUCACAGAAGAGAAAAAAGGUAUCACUGCUCUGAGUGUGGAAAUAGCUUCUGUCAUUCAAAUUUUAAGACACAUACAUGUGUAAUCAGUAAAUCGAAGUGUUUUGAUUGAAGAAAAAAAUAUUUUGAGCUUCUGAUCUGGGAUAGAAAUGAAAUUUUCCAGUAUUAUUUUUAUGAAAUCAAAAUAAGAUUGUCAAACAUCAUAUAUGCUGUAUCACCAAAAGUAUUCACUCACCCAUCCAAGUCAUUGAAUUUAGAUGUUCCAAUCACUUCCACGGCCACAGGUGUAUAAAACCAAGCACCUAGGCAUGCAGACUGCUUCUACAAACAUUUGUGAAAGAAUGGGUCGCUCUCAAGAGCUCAGUGAAUUUUAACGUGGUAUCGUGAUAGGAUGCCACCUGUGCAACAAGUCCAGUCAUGGAAUUUUCUCGCUACUAAAUAUUCCACAGUCAACGGUCAGUGGUAUAAUAAAGUGGAAGCAAUUAGGAAUGACAGGUACCCGGCCACGUAAAAUGAUAGAGUGUGGUCAGCGGAUGCUGAGGCGUAUAAUGCUCCGAGGUCGCCAACUUUCUGCAGAGUCAAUCGCUACAGACCUCCCAACUUCAUGUGGUCUUCAGAUGAGCUCAAGAACAGCGUAGAGAGCUUCAUUGAAUGGGUUUCCAUGGCCGAGCAGCUGCAUCCAAG